AUGGAGGCGGCAUCCGCCCGAUACGCCGCGCGGGACCGGUGGGGGGAGCCAGGCAGCACGAGCUCGGCCAACUCGCAGCUGCUCCGCUUCAUCCAGGCCGCGUGCAGCCCGGAGAACUACGAACCGAACUUGGCCCUGAACCUCGAGAUCUCGGACCUGAUCAACUCCAAGAAGGGCACGGCUCCGCGCGAGGCGGCCAUGGCCAUCGUCGGCUACAUCAAUCACCGCAACGCCAACGUCGCCCUGCUGGCCCUGCACCUGCUCGAUAUCUGCGUCAAGAACUGCGGCUACCCCUUCCACCUGCAGAUCAGCACCAAGGAGUUCCUCAACGAGCUGGUUCGCCGCUUCCCCGAGCGCCCGCCCAUUCGCGCUUCGCGUGUGCAGACCAAGAUCCUCGAGGCCAUCGAGGAGUGGAGGAGCACCAUCUGCGAGACGAGUAGGUACAAGGACGACCUGGGCUUCAUCAGGGAUAUGCACAGGCUGCUGAGCUACAAGGGCUACACUUUCCCCGAGGUCAGGAGGGAUGAUGCUGCGGUGCUGAAUCCCAGCGAUAAUCUGAAAUCUGCCGAAGAAAUGGAGGAAGAGGAGCGCGAGGCGCAAUCGGCAAAACUACAGGAGCUUAUCCGACGAGGAACCCCAGAGGACUUGCAGGAAGCCAACCGUCUGAUGAAGGUCAUGGCUGGCUAUGACACGCGCACCAAGGUCGACUACCGCGCCAAGGCGGCUGAGGAGGUUGGCAAAAUCCAAGCAAAGGCAAGGCUGCUGGAGGAAAGGCUGGAGGCGUUCAAGCCGGGGGAUACGAUGCAGGACGGUGACGUGUUUGAGGAGCUAGCCUCGGCACUCUCGAGUGCGCAGCCCAAGAUCCAGAAAAUGUGCGAGGAGGAAUCGGAUGACCACGAAGCCGUAGCCAAGCUUUUGGAAAUCAACGAUAGCAUACAUAGGACGGUUGAGAGAUACAAGCUUCUCAAGAAGGGCGAUGUCGAGGGCGCCAAGAAGCUGUCGAGCGGCGCGCCCCCCUCGGCAUCUGCCGGAGCGUCGUCUUCGGCCAGGAAUGAGUUGUCACUUAUUGACUUUGAUGGCGACUCUGGCACAAACGGUGCAGGAUCUUCGCAGUCAGCCGCAGGCGCCUCUGGUGGUAUCGAAAAUGAUCUCCUUGGCCUCUCCAUUGGAGAAAGCGAAAGCUUGAGUGCCCAGAGCGGCGGGAUUCAAUUGGGUUUCGGGGCCAACACAAACAUUCCUGGUCCCGCUUUACUGUCGUCUAUAACUGAAAACAGCAGCGCCAAAGGCCCCCUACAAACGACCAUCGCUCCGCCGGCUCCAUCCGUCUCGCCAUUCUCGGGAUUUACUUCGGCACCACCAACCUCAUCCAAAUCUUCAACGCCUCAACCCCCUAACUACCAGUCAUCGCUGUUUGCACCGCCACCCAAGGCCACAACCGACCCGUUUGCCGCCCUGGCUUCUCCCUCGGCCUUUUCCUCGAAAUCAUCAACGCCAGCCCAUGUCACCCAGGCCUUUCAGCCGCCGCCAGCACAAGCUGCCACUGCUACCGACGCCAACGACGACGACGAGUGGGCUUUCUCGUCUGCGUUGCCGCCGGAAGCCGCCCCGCAGCUGCCUCAGGAGCAGAAAGCCGUGCUCACUGAUCAGGGUCUUAAGAUUGAGCUCAUUGCCAAGAGGCCUAGCCCGGGUGCAAACUCGGUCAGGUUACAUUUUGCUUUUUCUAACAACACUGCACAACCAUUGUCUGAGCUGCAUUUCCAGUCUGCCGUUCCCAAGGGAUACGAGUCACAAUUACAACCGCAAACAGGCAGGGAUCUGUCACCCAAGCAAAGCCGUGGUGUCACACAGGUCCUUGAAGUGUGGCACGCCGGUGACAGAAAUAAAAAGGUCGAGGUUUUCAAGCUCAGGUGGCGUGUGGCUUACAAGGUCUCCGGGGAAGUCAAGAACGAGAUGGGCGAGGUUUCGGAGAUCAAGGUGGCAUGA
Pyricularia pennisetigena is the source of this 1983-nucleotide messenger RNA. RefSeq lists its product as uncharacterized. The record is from RefSeq and is a predicted model, not a curated record. The coding region runs from base 1 to 1983 and encodes 660 amino acids. Gene Ontology annotation, molecular function: ubiquitin binding; phosphatidylinositol binding. Gene Ontology annotation, biological process: Golgi to vacuole transport; protein transport to vacuole involved in ubiquitin-dependent protein catabolic process via the multivesicular body sorting pathway; Golgi to endosome transport. Lineage: Eukaryota; Fungi; Ascomycota; Sordariomycetes; Magnaporthales; Pyriculariaceae. The transcript is spliced from 4 exons. Gene Ontology annotation, cellular component: trans-Golgi network.